Molecule: messenger RNA, 2235 nt
Organism: Fusarium pseudograminearum CS3096
Lineage: Eukaryota; Fungi; Ascomycota; Sordariomycetes; Hypocreales; Nectriaceae
Exons: 2
Coding region: 1-2235 (744 amino acids)
Biological process (GO): recombinational repair
Cellular component (GO): nucleus
Molecular function (GO): ATP binding; DNA binding; 3'-5' DNA helicase activity
Source: RefSeq, a predicted model, not a curated record
AUGCCUCUGUGGCUUUCGGCCUGUAGCCGACCGCUACCGGUCCGUCUGGUUCUUCAGCUUAAAACUCUUCGGCCUCUCACGACAAGUUGUCGCCUACUUCGGUCAGCAGGUCGCAAGUCUACCUUCGUUCCAUCCCCACCACAACUGGAGAUCGCGGAACUGUGUUCUUCUCAUAAUGUUGUGGUCUCAGCAAGGCCAGGAUCUGGUAAAACCGCCACGAUAGAAGCCAUUGCGGCGAAGCACCCGGACAAACGAAUUGGCAGCAUUCUCUUCUCAAAAAGACUCCAAAGUGAAACCUCUCGUCGCCUUGAACGUUAUCACAACAGUGAUACUUUCACUUUCCACGGUAUGGCGGGCAAGCUGUUGGGAAGAGUCGUGCAGAACGAUACAGAACUUCUCAAGCUGCUUCGAGCGGUUGAUCGUAGCGGCAAGCUUCCCUUGUGGACUUUACCGCCCUUUGACAUCGUCGUCUUAGAUGAGUUUCAGGACUGUAAUCCAGAAACUUUCUGGCUAGCUACGUGCUUUCUUCGGUCCAACAACGUUGCAAAGGGAGGCCAGCCCGCACGUAUUGUCGUGCUUGGCGACGAACGCCAAUCGAUAUAUCGUUUUCGCGAUGCGGACCCGAGAUAUCUUACUCUGGCCCCAGUGCUGCUAGGUCCAAUAAGUCCUUACCCUUUCGCCGAAGUUCAGCUAGGGAACAGCUUCCGAUUGCCCAUGCUGACAGUCGAUUUUAUUAACCGGUGUUUUCUGGGCGGGGAGCAGUACAUCACGAGCUCAAAACAUGGCCCAAAACCCAUUGUCCUAAAGUGUAAUACUAUGGAAGCUUUCGCAUUGGCUAACAUGCUGUCUCCUCUGAUAAAAUAUUAUGGACCAAAGAAUUGUGCUAUCAUAGCGCCUUCUGUCCGUAAAACCGAGUCGCUAAAACUCCUGACCAACGAACUGGCUGAGGUCCAUGGUAUCCCUAUAUCUGUGCCUACCGAUGACGAAGCGCCUCUCAACGAUCAAGUGAUUCAUGGAAAGAUGUGUAUCUCUACCAUUCACCAAUUUAAAGGCCGCGAGCGCGAACUGGUAAUACUUCUUGGCAUGGACUCUUAUCUGGAAUUUUACGGUCGCGACCUGCCAGACGACAAAUGCCCCAACGAGGUCUUUGUGGCCCUGACACGCGCGCUAAAACAACUUGUCUUUCUACACGACGACAAGGAUAAAAUGAUGCCUUGUGUUUCUGUUGAUGCUGUGUAUGACACAGCGGAGGUUAUCAAUAUAUCAAGCAACGAAGCAGACAUCUCACUACCUGACCCGCCCGGUCGGCCUCCCAAGCUUGGUCUUCUUCUUCCAUUCACAAAUGCAUAUGUCACCGAAAUAGCUCGAUACGUCCAGUCUGACGCUCUUGAUAAAGCAGUCAAGCGCUUUCUGCGUGUCGAACGGAUUUUGCCGCGUUCGUUGGGCCGCGCACGUAUCAACAUUCCAACUAUGGUCGCCUCCGACACGCAAAAGGGGUUCUUCGAAUCUGUAAGCGACAUAAAUGGUCUUGUCAUUGCCGCCGCCCUAGAGCUUGCAACUUCGAGAACAUUGAGGUCUCUGGGUGUAAAACAAGGACAGGCCGUCGAAAAGAUGCCCAGAGAUCCUCAACAACUGGUCCCCUGGCUCUGCCGCCGCGCCUGCAAGUACGAAGCUGAGGUAUCUGGCUAUAAACCACGUAUGAUACAAAUGGAACAUCACAAAUUUGAUUGGAUGAGGCAUGAAGACCUUGAGCUUGCCCGGCGUCGACUUAGUGAAGAGUUGGUAGAUCCUGCAAGACGCCUGGAGUUUGAGGUUGAAAUGAUGAAAGAGUUCGAGGCCGACGGCCAGACAACCAUGCUCGUUGGCCGAGCAGAUAUUGUCACAUCUACUCCCGGCAACGAGGACGGGGAGGAUAAUGAGACAAUCUGGGAAAUCAAGUUUGUUUCGCGGCUAACCAACGAGCAUAUCUUCCAGGCUUGUGUAUAUGGCUACUUGUUAGGGUCGUCGAAUAAGGAUGGGAAACUGCCACGCAUCAUAUUAUAUAAUGUGAGAGAUGGAGACAAGCGUGAGAUCAUAUCACGCAAUGGACUUAGUGGGUUGGAAAGGCUAAUCGAGAAAGUUGUGAGACUACGGUAUUCAGCUACAGAGGAGGCUUCGUACGAAGAGUUUAUCCAGCGUUGUACUGAAACCAUGCAAAAAGUAAUGAACUUGAGCGAUGGCAGAAGCGAGGAAUGA